Labeo rohita (rohu) is the source of this 954-nucleotide messenger RNA. RefSeq names its product family with sequence similarity 136 member A (gene timcc). The record is from RefSeq and is a predicted model, not a curated record. The transcript has 3 exons. Bases 362 to 778 code for a protein of 138 amino acids. Gene Ontology annotation, cellular component: cytoplasm. Lineage: Eukaryota; Metazoa; Chordata; Actinopteri; Cypriniformes; Cyprinidae.
UAAAUGUUGGGAUGAGAAACUAAAAUAAAGUCUUUAGGUAAAACAGGUGCGGGAAAUCCAGCAGCUGCAGAUUCGUCCUUUGGCUGACGUACGGAACCGGAAAUAGAACGCAGUCCACGGCGGAAGUGGCGUGAUUACUAGUAGCAUGCUUAAGGUGUAGUAGGAGGUGACCUUACUGAAGAAUUAUUGAAUUACAGGAUUUUGCUUUCAUUUCAAGUUCGUGCAUUUUAACGUUUUAGUGAUGGUUUUUAGGCUUUGUUAGUAAAUCGACGUGUUGGUUUUGAUUCAUGGCUUUAUAGAGUCGCUGCUUGAAGAAGUAGCUGUGUAACUGAGAAUAAAAGCCCUUAAUUUGAGAUCAGAAAUGGCAGAAGCACAUCAGGCUCGCAUGCAGAAUGCAGUGGAGGAUAUGGUUCAAAGUCUGGAGAAAGAUUACAUCCGUAAGAUGCAGGGGCGCAUGUUUCGCUGCAGCGCAGAGUGUUGUGAGAAUCUCGGCCACUCCAUGAACCAGGUGCACCAGUGUAUAGACCGCUGCCAUGCACCACUGGCUAAAGCUCAAGGACUGGUCACUAGUGAACUCGAGCAGUUUCAGGAUCGUCUCACGAGGUGUACGAUGAACUGUAAUGACAAAGCCAAGGACCUGUUUAACACUGGGGCGAAGGAGCCUGCCGUGCGGGCGCUGAUGGACAGCUGUGUGAGCAGCUGUGUGGACGAGCACUUGAAGCUGAUGCCCAGUAUGACGCGCAGACUGAAGGACAGCUUGAGCUCAAUACCUCAGUGAAGCUCUGAUUGUUGUCGAGGCUGUAUGAAAUGAUCCUUGUGGACUCAUGAGUUUAAUAGAUGGAAGAAUUUGAUCUUUGCCGUCACCUCAUGUGACUCGGUGAAUGGCGUGUGCUGAUUUCUGUGUCCAUAUUGUUUGUGGUUUUUGUACAGACAAUAAAUAAUGUGAUCAAACCA